UGACGGUACUUCAUACUGAUCCUCACAAGCUUUACAUAUUAAGGUACGAUACCUUACUUACAGCCAGCUCCCCACAUGUAACCAACAGAGCAUCUUUUCAACCCAUUCUGAAUAUCUGCCUAUCUAUCUGCCUUUCGCGUUGUACUUUACUUUAUUCAAUCUCCCUCUACAUACCCUGCUGCAUGCUCCUUCUUCUCUCAUACCAACCAAGUUACAAUGACUUUCUCAUCUGAGAUUCACACUUUCCACUCAGGUUGCCCACAGCCUGAGUCCUCCUCAAAGACUAACACCUUUGUGUCCGUCGAUCCAAGCAAUGCAAAGCCGCUUGCUACUAUCUACACUACCACGCCAGAACAGCUCAACUCGGCCAUUGCAGCGGCCCAGGCCGCUUUUCCAACAUGGUCACAAACCCCAGCACCUCGCCGAGCUGCCAUUCUUCUCAAGGCAGCCGCUAUACUUCGCGAGCGCAAUGACGAACUUGCGCUGACCGAGACCCUUGAUACUGGCAAGCCUUGGUCGGAAACAUCAACCGUUGACGUUGCAACUGGAGCUGACGUUCUCGAGUAUUACGCACAUAUCGCUGCUGGCAGCUUCCCUGGUCAAAAUACUCGUCUUCGUGCUGACGCUUUCGUUCUCACUACCCAUGAGCCCUUGGGCGUUUGUGCCGGUAUUGGUGCAUGGAACUAUCCCAUACAGAUUGCUCUCUGGAAGUCGGCUCCAUGCUUGGCUGCUGGCAAUUGUAUGGUGUACAAGCCAAGUGAGGUCACUCCUCUGCAUGCCCAGACACUCGCUCAGAUCUACAUUGAGGCCGGUGUCCCCCCUGGUGUAUUCAAUGUUGUCUACGGUGACGGUAUCGCCGUUGGAGCCCCUCUUGUCGCCCACAGCAAUAUUGCCAAAGUCAGCUUCACCGGCCAAGUUAGCACAGGCAGCAAAGUUGCCAGCCAAGCUGUCAAGGACAUGAAGGGUGUCACCAUGGAACUGGGUGGUAAGAGUCCACUUGUUAUUCUUCCUAAUGCCGAUAUCGAGGAAGCAGCCGACACUGCCAUGGUAGCCAACUUCUUUUCCACCGGACAGGUGUGUACCAACGGCACCCGUGUCUUUGUCCCUGACACUCUGUUGAGCCAGGUUGAGCAAGCUAUUGUGCAGCGAUGUCGCGAGGGAAUUCGCAUGGGUCUGCCUCAGAACGGGGAGACCAACUUUGGACCCAUGGUCAGCGCCGCGCAGCAAGAGAAGGUUAAGAUGUACAUCCAACAUGGACGUACAGUGGAUAAGGCGAAGGUUCUUUUCGACGGCUCGGAGGAGCCCAGCAUGGCACAACCAACCUCUGAUGGUUUCUGGGUGCACCCUGUUGUAUUCACAAAUUGCACUGACAACAUGCGCGUUGUCAAGGAAGAGAUAUUCGGUCCAGUCAUGUGCAUCAUGCCAUAUAGCACCCAAGGACGCUCUCAACAAGAAUGGGUGUCAGAGCUCAUUGCCCGGGCCAACGAUACCCCCAUGGGUCUUGCUGCUGGUGUUGUGUCAUCCGAUGUGGGACUGGCACAUGAGGUUGUGCAGAAACUCGACGCUGGAAUUACUUGGAUCAACACAUGGGGUGAGUCACCAGCUGAGAUGCCUGUAGGCGGCUGGAAAAUGAGCGGAAUAGGAUUGGAAAAUGGCCACGAGGGAAUAGCUGCCUAUAUGAGGACGAAGAGCACACUGGUACAGCUUGGUAAGGGUGCUUGUAAGGGUGUGUUUUCAAAGCUAUAAAUUAAUAAAUUAAAAGUAGUUUAAUUAAAUAAUAAUAAAAAUUAAAAAAA
Molecule: messenger RNA, 1796 nt
Organism: Fusarium oxysporum Fo47
Lineage: Eukaryota; Fungi; Ascomycota; Sordariomycetes; Hypocreales; Nectriaceae
Product: aldehyde dehydrogenase domain-containing protein
Exons: 1
Coding region: 217-1746 (509 amino acids)
Molecular function (GO): aldehyde dehydrogenase (NAD+) activity
Source: RefSeq, a predicted model, not a curated record